GAACUUUCCAAAUGAAUACGGUAAUAGAAAUCGUGGUCAAGGCUGCAUAGCUAAAUCGCUCCUCGGCCGUCUGACCAAAGUGAUUGAAAACAACAAACUAGCCCUGCUUCUCAGAAAUAAUAAAAUUAACGUAACUCACUAAAGCAGGCGUCACAUUCGCUCCAUAUCACCGCUAGCUUUUCCCCUGGUAGUGCCCUCAAAUUCGUUCUCCGCACUUAGCGCUCUGUCGGACCAUCUUCCUAAAAGUCUCAUGCAGUGAUCGUCAGAAACACCUUGAUAUCGGGCGAAAAGCAACCUUGAGUUAGCUGACGAAUCAUUAACGGCUUGGGCAAGCAUUUCCAACACUUAAAGACCUCGAAGGCUGGAACACAAUCACUUUUGGCUUGAACCUCUUAAAAUCUUUGAAUUUGGCAAGCAAGAUUCCUCAAUAUGAAUCUUGUUAUGAAAGCCAAUGGCAACGGAUCACUCAAGAAUGUCCCCGCUGAUCUCGAUAACUUCACCAAUGGAAAGAAUGCGGAUAUAAUUUGUCCAAUUAGAUAUAUUUACGAUUAUCUCCCUCAGAAGCCAAAGUGGUUGCAGGCACAACAAGUCACUCUCAAUGACCUGCUGCAACUACAAUCAGUCGAAAUACAGGGGAAUACCAGGAAAAAUAGAAUUGCCAUCUACCCUGGAGCGGCUCAUCUACCAGUUCACACUGGGCUUGGAAAUUUUCGACAGAGUAAACACUGGAAAGCAAAUGAGAGGGCGACGAGAGAGUUACUCGAGUUAUUUGCGCAGGAUCAACACUGCAAGGAUGCCAUGCUAACCAAUGGACAAUCUAUGGCAACUCUUGCCAAACGACAGCUCCGAAGUCCGGUUUUGGAUACAUAUAGUCGCUUUAGCAUUUAUAUGUUUGCAGAUGCAAAUGAGAACCGAAUCCAGCUUCUGGCUCAAAGCGUGAUUUUGAUUUUCAUAUUUGAUGACAUGUGGGAAAAUGCAUCCUCAAAAUUUACCAGCCAGGUGCGAGAUGAUUUCAUUGGACGUAUUCAAGGCAAUGUCUCCAAGUCUAUAGCAGACACUCCACUACAGAGACGAAUGCAUGAAAUCAGGCAAGGAUUCUUAGACGGGGAUAAGGAAGAUGGAGGAAAUGCAGGUGCAGAGAUACUUCAAGAACUUAUUGAGUUUUGUCGUCAUGAGCACCCUGAGGGAUUUUCAUCUGUACGGGAAUACCUUGAUUAUCGUUAUGAUGACAUCGCAAAUAGAUUCACGUGGGCGUGUACCAAAUUCUCUCUACAUCUGAAGGUCGAUCUACGUAGUCCAAAACUUCGUCGCCUAUUAGGCUACCUUGGUGAUCAAAUCUCUAUUGCCAAUGAUCUUGCUUCGUACGAUAAAGAAGCGAAGCAAUUUCUUGAAGGAAGAUCGAAGGAGAUGAUUAAUCUAGUACAUACUAUUAUGCAGGUCAAUCGUAUCAAUGGUGUUGCAGCAGCGAAGUCAAUGGCUUACGCUAUACAGCUCUGGACCGAGAAUGAGAUUUUAGAAGAGCUGAGAGCCCUGAGUGGCCAGGGACAGCUCAGCGAUGAGGAAUGGAAGUUGGUGGAUGGAUGCUUGGUUGCUGCUUCAGGCAAUCUUUUGACUUCAAUUGUGAUAUCCAGGUAUGGAGGUGAGGAGGCAAAGAUAGCCUCGUGAUAUACAGAACUCAUGGAAGUUUAUGAAUUCGCAUUAACAUUUUCUACUUUUCUACUGAAAUAGCUUCCUUGCACUAAGCUUAAAGAAGUACCA
Molecule: messenger RNA, 1758 nt
Organism: Botrytis cinerea B05.10
Lineage: Eukaryota; Fungi; Ascomycota; Leotiomycetes; Helotiales; Sclerotiniaceae
Gene: Bcstc3
Product: Bcstc3
Exons: 4
Coding region: 430-1665 (411 amino acids)
Source: RefSeq, a predicted model, not a curated record